AUGACAGAUGCUUACAACAAAUACUAUCACAACAGCAUCGCCGGUCAUAGUGGUAAAGUUGACCAGCUGGCUUAUACACUGGCAGCACGGCGGUCUCUGAUGCCUUGGAGGACUUAUGCGGUUAUCGGUGAUACUUGCAGCGAUCCUGCUCGGUCUCAAUUCAUUCCCGCGGAUCCAAUCAGAAUCCCGAUGGAGGAUACGACCCUACUACGGUACCCUGCUUUUAGGGAGAGUCUCCAGAGGUCAGACGAGAUCUUAGCCACACUGGGUUGCGACUGGUCUAUAUUAAGCGAACUUCAGCGAGACCAUAGUGUGACGCGCCCAAAGUUCAGUCAGCCUCUGUGUACCGCACUUCAGAUUGCCCUAGUUGCGCUGCUUGAAGCCUUCGGCAUAGCUCCGGCCGCUGUCGUUGGACAUUCAAGUGGAGAAAUCGCUGCUGCGUACGCUGCCGGUGGUCUGUCCCAGGAAUCCGCUUGCAAAGUAGCUUACUUCCGCGGACAAGUCGCCGAAAUGAGGCUUACUACAAGCAUCGUUCCUGAGGCAAUGAUCUCUGUUAAUAUAUCGGAGACUGAUUGUGAGGCGUUUCUUCAAAGCCUACACCUACAAGGCGGGAAACACAAGGUUCACAUUGCCUGCGUCAACAGCCCCUCGAAUAUCACACUCUCUGGCCCUGAGGCCUCUAUUGAUUUUAUCAAAGAUCAUCUGCAACAGCAAGACGUGUUCUCCAAGAAGAUCAACACGGGAAUUGCGUACCACUCUCCAGACCUACAUGCGAUGGCUAAUGAGUAUCGGUCUCUGAUGGGCUCACUCGUGUCGGGUUCGAUGAACGGGCGCAGACAUCGUAUUCCUAUGAUUAGCUCCGUUACAAACCAUACUGUGGGAUCUGAGGUUCUUUCGACGGCACAAUACUGGAUCGACAAUUUGGUGUCACCGGUACGGUUUUACGAGGCUAUGCGGACUCUCACAUGCAACAUACCUCCCUCGGAGCAUGUAGCCCAUCCCGGACAACUCGCCAUAACGGACAUAAUCGAGGUUGGCCCAACUGCUGCUUUGCGCAGGCCGGUCAGAGAUUCAGUUCCUUUGUCUUUACGUUACCACUCGGUUUUAGACCGUACGAGAUCGUCUCUUCAGACCACACUGAAACUCGUGGGGACACUAUUCUGCCACGGAUACGGUGUGUCCAUCACGGCCGCGAACCUCCAAUCUGCAGGUUCUAUGCCUUUCUUGGUGGACUGUCCCUCGUAUCCUUUCGAUCACAGCCGUCGAUACUGGAGUGAAUCACGGUUAAGCAAGGAAAUGAGACUGAGGCCCAGAGAGCUCGGGUACAUGCUUGGACGGCGCGCUCACGACCUGAACACGUUGAGGCCGAGAUGGAGGAAUUGGUUGUCCAUCGAAACAAUGCCUUGGCUUGAGGAUCACGUGGUGUCUGGUACUACAUUAUGCCCUGGUGCAGGGUUAGUAGUCAUGGCUAUCGAGGCCGUCAAAGAAACCGCAGCAGCCAGCAAUCAAAGAAUUUGCGGUGUACUCCUCAAGGAUGCCAAAUUCAUGGCACCAGUAAUUGUUGGGAAGACAAUGCAGACGACGAGCGAGACUGUUCUCCAUUUACGCCACAUGCAGAAUGCGAAUGAGAAACGAUCAAGAUGGUACGAAAUAGAAAUCUUCAGCUACCGCGACGACCGGUGGACGGAGUGCUUUCGAGCUACAUGCCAGGCCCAGACCGACGCUCACUCUUGGGCUGAACUCGACGGUGGCCGGGAGGAUCGCCUCGAGCACGACCAGAUUCGCCAAAGAUGUUCGCAGGCCACUGCAUCUUGUACAGAGCCUGUGGCCCGACAACAAUUCUAUGCCUCUUGUAAGGAGUAUGGCAUAGAAUACGGUAGCUCAUUCCAGCUAUUGCAAGAUAUCUGCUGGGACGGCCGCACGAUGUCCACGGCUCGAGUUGACAUGCCAAAUGUUCAAGGAGAUCCAGCGUCGAGCCCGGAUCCCACGCACCCAACUGUUUUGGACGCCGGUAUGCAUCUUCUCCUGGUACAAAUAUCCAAAGGUCUUUCGGGAAGGACCCCUACACUUGUUCCUCACCGCGUUGGGAAGGCGUGGAUUUCAACAGAGGCAUGGGAUUCUACUCCAUUAUCGUUACGUGUUACGUCCUAUCUUCACUCAGCCAUGGCAGAUGACACCUCCAAUGCUCACAGGGGCUCGCUGUGGGCGCUGAAUGAGGGUGGAUCUACCGUGUUCACAGUUGAGGAUGUUGUUUUCGCCGAGGUCUCGCGACCACAGGACGAAAACAAAGCUGCUGGUCGGACGUUACUCUACAACAUUACUUGGAGGCCGCAGCUAAGCUCUCUCAGCAUUGACGACCAGAGUCUUGUCAUAAAUGAAGCUCGAAAGGUAUUCGACGAGAGCUUCGAGGAGAGCUGGGCAUCGAAGUCGGAAUUGGCGAUGCGACUGGUGGCGCGACACGCCUUGCGAGAUAUGAAUGAGGAGCAAUUAGCAAAUGCUCCGGUCUACAUGCGCCGCUACACAGCAGCCUUGAGGCAUCACUAUGCCACGCCACGAUAUGGCGAGGUCGAGUUCCUGAGUGACUCUGCCCUCGCGUCACUCUUGGAUGAAUGCGAGGAAGAAAACCCGGAAUGCCGGGUGUUCAUGCAAGUGGGGCGUGCGCUACCCUCAAUCAUUCGUGGGCAGACCAACCCUUUGGAGGUCAUGUUUACAACGAAGAGUGCUGAAGAGCUUUACCGCUACCUUGCUAUGCACCAACUGCGCGAUGGUCGAUUCGAGGCGUUUCUUGACUUAGCAACGUAUGAGAAACCCGGCCUCAGCAUUCUUGAGGUCGGCGCUGGUACCGGCAGCCUUACCAAGCACAUACUGGGUGCUCUCGAGCGUUUUGAGAGCGAAACGGGCCAGGUACGCUUCAGCAGCUACACAUACACAGACGUCUCUCCAAGCUUUUUUGGGACUGCACGGGACGAUCUGGGUGACUUUCAAGGACGGCUCGUAUUCAAGGUCCUGGACCUAGAAAAUGAUCCCGACAGCCAGCUCUUUGAACCUGAAAGCUACGAUCUAGUGGUGGCGGGCCUUGUGCUGCAUGCCGUGGCGGAUGUACAGAAAACCUUAGCCAGGAUACGUCAACUUGUCAAGCCCGGGGGCUAUCUCGCGUUUCAGGAGGUUGUUUUUCCAGAGAGCGCAUGUGCCAACGUAACCUUCGGCUCGCUUGAAGGUUGGUGGCUGAGCAGCGAAGACUGGCGUCACGAGCAGCACACACCCCUCCUGACAGAAGAACGCUGGGACAAUAUCCUACUCGAUUCCGGUUUCUCUGGAGCCGACUUGGUCUUAAGAGACCAUCAAAGCCCUCUCUGUCAUCUCUGUAGCAUGCUUAUUUCGAAAGCAGUUACCGUCGCGCAAGACCAACCUGAAAAGCUUCUAGACUCUAAGGAGACGACGCUUCGGCUCCUCAUCGAUUCCAACUCGGACACACAACGCAGCUUGGCGGAAGAGAUAACUGAGCGGUGCUCUACCAUACAGACGUUGGAGAUGGAUGUAAACCUAGGAGAAGAAUUGAACAGCUUGCCCAAAGACGUGGUAAUCGUCUCACUACUGGAAGUUGGAACACCACGUUUAGCUUCCCUGUCAGAGCCAGAUUUUCAAGCACUAGAACAACUGGUUCAGAAUACGCAAAACAUGUUAUGGGUUGGCUGUCUCCCAAAAAGCGUGGACGGCAUGUUCGAUCCACACACGGCUUUGGCGACAGGCCUCUUCCGUGGCAUACAGUCUGAGGAGCCUUCAAAGCACAUUGUGACCCUUGUGAUCGAGUCAGAGGCACCGAGCACAUCGAGUAAAUUUAUAUUCGAUGUAUUGAGUGCGUGCUUCUGGCAGUCGCCAGCCUCUAUAGAGAACGAGUUCGUGGUGCGCAAUGGGUGUCUGAAUGUUGGGCGUUUGGCCAAGCAAAUUGUCCUGGACUCUGAACGACUUUCUCGCGUGGAGCGACGAGAGAGGAAAGAGGCAUGGAGAGGUUCCGGGCCAUCCGUAUACCUCGAAGUCGGCACACCAGGAAUGAUGGACUCGCUCCGCUUCGUCGAGGAUCCUGUGUUGAAGGACGGGCUCGACUCCAAUGAGGUCGAAAUUGAGGCAGUUGCAUGGCCCGUCAGCUUCCGUGACAUCUUCGUCGCCCUCGGACGGCUGGGCAUGCAGGGUCUGGGUGUUGAAUGCGCGGGUGCUGUGACGCGCGUUGGCCAGAGCUGUUCGUAUCACUUUCGGCCUGGGGACCGCGUCGUCAUGGUAGCUUUAGGGUGUAUGAGAAGCCACCCCAGAGCCGCAUCCGAUGUGGUCGUACGGAUCCCCGAAAGCUUAUCGUAUCACGCGGCUGUCUCUGCCAUCAAUCCUGGCAUGACAGCAUACCACUCUUUGGUCAACAUAGCUCGUCUGCAAGCUGGUGAGAAAGUCCUGAUCCACUCUGGUGCCGGCAGCACUGGUCAGAUGGCUAUUGCAAUCGCCACAUGGCUUGGUGCCGAGGUCUUUACCACCGUCAGCUCUAAAAGCAAGAAGACGUUGCUCAUUGAUCUUUUCAACAUACGAGAGGACCACAUAUUCUAUAGCCGCGACACAUCCUUUGCCAAGGGUAUCAUGCGUGUUACAGAUGGCUAUGGAGUGGAUGUUGUUCUGAACUCACUCUCUGGCGAAGGACUACGGGCAAGUUGGGAAUGCAUUGCAGCCUACGGACGGUUUAUCGAGAUUGGAAAAGCUGAUAUUGAGACGAACUCGACGUUGCCGAUGGGACAGUUUUCCCGAAAUGUUAUGUUCGCGGCCGUCGACUUGGUCCAUAUCUCUCAGACCAACAGGAAGUUGUUGCGUCAGCUGAUUGAGAAAAUCCUCGACAUGGUUGCCCACGGUGAUAUCCAUGGGCCGUCACCCUUGGACAUAUACCCUGUGUCUGAUGUCGAGAGGGCUUUCCGAUGCAUGCAAAGCGGCAAGAAUACGGGACGUAUUAUUGUGACAGGAGAUCCGGUAGACAUAGUUUCGAAAUAUGUGGUUGACAGAAGUCAGUGGACAUUCGAUGCCAACUCCUCUUAUGUUGUGCCAGGUGGAUUCGGUGGUAUCGGUCGGGCCAUCUUGCGAUGGAUGGUGGAUCGAGGGGCCAGGUAUCUCAUUGUUCCCUCGCGUUCGGGUCCAUCAUCACAGGAUGCACUGGACGUAGUUUCGGACCUUAAGAGCAAGGGAGUCUGUAUGGUGAAUUCACCUUGCGAUGUGACUUCGGUUGCCGAGCUUUCAGCCCUAGUGCAAAACUGCACUGCGAAUAUGCCUCCUAUCAAGGGAUGUAUCAAUGCCGUCAUGGUGCUCCAGGACACGAUGUUCAGAAACAUGACACAUACGCAAUGGUCAACAGCAGUCCAGGCCAAAGUCAAAGCGAGUUGGAAUCUUCAUCAACUUCUACCUCAGAACAUGGACUUUUUUGUUCUCCUCUCGUCGCUAGGGGGGAUUUAUGGAUCUCCCGGACAGAGCAAUUAUGCUGCCGGCUGUGCCUUUCAGGAUGCGCUCGCACGCUCUCGAAGUGCAAUUGGGUGCCGAGGCUCUGUCUCUAUCGACAUUGGGUGGAUGCGUACGAUCGGCGUGAUAGCGGAGACCGAGCGGUACCAGCGCACUCGCAAGAAUGCUGGUGAUAUGUCCGAGGUCGAGGAAGCGGAUUUCUUCGCCGUACUGGACCACUACUGCGACCCAUCCCUCCCUGUCCUCACCGUCGAUCAAAGUCAGAUGCUCAUCGGUGUAUUCACUCAGGCUGACUAUUAUGCCAGAGGAGAGACUCCAAUUGAAAUUCUGGGCCGUCCACUGUUUGCAGGUUUCAGCACAAUCUUGCGCUCGCAGUGCUCUGGACCGGACGCAGCUGCCGUCACGACAAACCAAGAUGUAGCUACACUGUUUAGGAACGCGGAGUCCGCAAGUGAACGCAGUGGUGUAGUGGUUCAGGGUCUCAGGGCAAAGUUGGCCGGUGCGCUAGGAAUCUCCGUCGAAGACGUCGAUCCCCGCCGCAGCCUUUUCGAUUACGGCACUGACUCCCUCAUGGCUGUAGAAUUGCGGAAUUGGAUUCGCAGGAGUUUCGGCGUCUCUGUCCCUGUUUUCAACAUUAUGGACGGAGCUACUAUAGGAAAUCUUGGUGACCAGGUGGCUAAGUUAGCAACUAUAUAG
Molecule: messenger RNA, 6177 nt
Organism: Diaporthe batatas
Lineage: Eukaryota; Fungi; Ascomycota; Sordariomycetes; Diaporthales; Diaporthaceae
Exons: 6
Coding region: 1-6177 (2058 amino acids)
Biological process (GO): fatty acid biosynthetic process; secondary metabolite biosynthetic process
Molecular function (GO): oxidoreductase activity; phosphopantetheine binding; fatty acid synthase activity
Source: RefSeq, a predicted model, not a curated record